Molecule: messenger RNA, 1328 nt
Organism: Brienomyrus brachyistius
Lineage: Eukaryota; Metazoa; Chordata; Actinopteri; Osteoglossiformes; Mormyridae
Product: gap junction beta-3 protein-like
Exons: 3
Coding region: 207-965 (252 amino acids)
Biological process (GO): cell communication
Cellular component (GO): connexin complex
Source: RefSeq, a predicted model, not a curated record
UGUAAGGAAGGCGGUGGAAACCAGUCGAGCCAUUAUGCACUAGAAAUACCCAGUACAAGCCAAUCAAAAGCAAGACAGAGGUGAACCAAGUGGUGAGACAUUUAGGAAAAAUCACCAAAGUGUUUCUCACACCUACUGAGCUCCACGGGUCUUCGUAAAGCUACUGAUAAUUUACAGAGGAGGUUUAACUCCCUUCCGCAAAGGCCAUGGAUUGGAAGACUCUCCGGGACUUCCUCAGUGGGGUGAACAAGUACUCCACUGGCUUCAGCCGGAUCUGGCUGGCGGUGGUCUUCGUUUUCCGGGUGAUGGUGUUUGUGGUGGCGGCGGAGCGCGUCUGGGCCGACGAUCAGAAGGACUUCGACUGUGACACCCGGCAGCCGGGAUGCCCCAACGCCUGCUACGAUCACUUCUUCCCCAUCUCGCACAUCCGCCUGUGGGCCCUGCAGCUCAUCUUCAUCACCUGCCCCUCCUUCAUGGUGGUGCUGCACGUGGCGUACCGUAAGGACCGUGAGCGCAAGUACCGUGCCAAGCACGGCGAGGGCACGCGCCUCUACGACAACCUGGGCCAAAAGCACGGCGGCCUGUGGUGGACCUACCUGCUCAGUCUCUUCUUCAAGACCGGCAUGGAGAUUUGCUUCCUCUAUCUGCUACACAUCAUCUACAACAGCUUCUUCCUGCCUCGUGUUGUGAAAUGCAAACAGUGGCCCUGCCUUGGAGAAGUCAACUGCUACAUCGGCCACCCCACGGAGAAGAACGUGUUUACCUACUUCAUGGUUGGUGCCUCUGCCCUCUGCAUCAUCCUCAACAUCAGCGAGAUCUCCUACCUGAUCUUCGUGCGCCUCCUGCGUGCCGCCCACAGGGGGAGCCGAAGUCUUUUACGGCAAGGGUCCAAAAGCGAGGAAUGCAAUGCGUGCAGCGUCUCCGCCACCCGGCUGAAAGAAAAGCAGGACUCCUCCAGUGCCUAGAAUCUCUGUGGUCUAAAAAGGACUCUUUCUAUUAUUUUAUUUGAAUUCUCUAGCUGUGUAGAAAUGUUCUUCCUCCGUCCCUUCUUGGUUGUCCAUCGUUAAAGAGGAGAGAUGUUUCUCUGAGCUACUUUCAUCAUACAUAAUGCCAAAAAGAAGGAAAGUCUGUUUUCAAAACCAUACAAUAACAAACAUCUACACACAUACACAGAAAGUUUACCUAUAUGUUGUCUAACAAAUAAAUCAAUUUACUUCAUCUUACGCUGUAUUCCUGUAGAAAUGCCAGCAGUAACCAAAUGUUUUAGAUUUAAAUGAAAUCACACAAUAGAUAGCCUUAUGUAUAGUAAACGGAGAACCUAAAAUUCA